This is a messenger RNA of Monascus purpureus, 1351 nucleotides long. NCBI's taxonomy places the organism in Eukaryota, Fungi, Ascomycota, Eurotiomycetes, Eurotiales, Aspergillaceae. The record is from the annotation of a GenBank genome assembly.
CGCUUCGUCCACCAACCUCCGUCACAUCCAGAGCAUCAAACUACUUUCACUAUCAUCCGUUGACUAUCCUUCGACCUUCUAUCUCUUAUUCCAGAUCGUCCGGAUCCUUCUGCUUUGGUUCUGACCGAGCUCCUCCCCUUCCCCGUCGUCCAACCCGCUUCCCACGUUCUCCCCGGAUCAGACUCUCCAGUCAAUCUCUGGAAUAUCUCCAGUACCAGGACACCAACCUGCCUACUCGUCUGUCUGAUCGUCUCCCCCGUCACGAUGGAGCUGUGCGGGCGCCAGAAAGUCGUCCAGCGCAAGAUGGUGCUCCUGGGCGACGGUGCUUGCGGGAAGACUUCGGCAUUGAAUGUGUUUACCAGAGGCUUCUUUCCGACUGUCUACGAACCUACUGUCUUUGAGAAUUACGUCCACGAUGUAUUUGUCGACAAUGUCCACAUGGAACUGUCCCUUUGGGAUACGGCUGGCCAGGAAGAAUUCGACCGAUUACGUGCACUUUCGUACGAGGAUACUCAUGUUAUAAUGCUUUGUUUUAGUAUCGAUAGUCGUGACUCGUUCGAAAACGUAUCAACCAAGUGGAUUUCUGAGAUUAACGACAACUGCCCUGGAGUCAAAGUCGUCCUUACAGCACUCAAAUGCGAUCUGAGGAAGGACGAGGACGAAAACGAGAACCCGAAUGCCAUAACCUUUGAACAGGGCUUGGCUAAGGCGAAAGAGAUUGGUGCUGUUAAGUAUCUGGAGUGCUCGGCCGUGCAAAAUCGAGGGAUCAGAGAAACCUUUUACGAGGCGGCAAAGGUUGCCCUUGAAGUGAGACCGGCUGGAUCAAAGAAAUCCAGUAACGCAUGCAUUAUCCUUUAGAUCGAGGAACCGUUGUACCCGUUGAGCCGGGUAAGCUCUUUUUUUUUUUUUUUUUUUUUUUUUUUUUUUCAAUAGUCACAGACUGUCCAAGACAUAACCCAGGAUACGAUGACUCCUGGUGAGUGUCAUCCGUGCCGUCCCGAAAGAGUUCCUUCUAGAUACUCGCGCCACUUUCAGGGUUUUUUUUGUUGUUGUUGUUUGUCCUCUUCAUUUUUCCAAUCUGGCGUAUGGGCAGAGCCAAACUCGUCGACUUCUAGCCGAGCGAGGGUUUUCUUUUUCUGGAGUUGCUGUUUGAGCGUGGGUUCAUAUACCUUCUUGGUCCUUAUUCUGUGUUCACCCUGCUAUUCCUGCUAUUGUAUUUUCAAUUAAUUAUUUUUAACACAAGGUUAUGUCUGUGUCUCUAGCAUAGCCUAGUGGAUCAACAAUAACAAUGCCGAUGGCCUAGACCCUUGGCAGAUUCCUUUGAAGACGGGCUAUUGCUCUACUAGCACUC